Messenger RNA from Hydractinia symbiolongicarpus, 2330 nucleotides. Its product is annotated as NADP-specific glutamate dehydrogenase-like. The transcript is spliced from 2 exons. Gene Ontology annotation, molecular function: L-glutamate dehydrogenase (NADP+) activity. The record is from RefSeq and is a predicted model, not a curated record. Gene Ontology annotation, cellular component: cytosol. Lineage: Eukaryota; Metazoa; Cnidaria; Hydrozoa; Anthoathecata; Hydractiniidae. The coding region runs from base 166 to 1518 and encodes 450 amino acids.
AAAAAUGCGCAUGCCCAGAAAAGUUUGUCGGCAUCAAUUUCGUCAGGCGGAAGCCACUUUUCACCAAGCAAAUAUAUAUAUUGCACUUUAUCGUUUGCUAAAAAGAAUGUUAUAAAAAGAUUUGCAUUAAUUGACAGCAUUUGUUUGAAAUAAUCAUAUUUAAGCAUGAGUCUUCCAUUUAAGUCAGCGGAAGAAUUUUACCAGUCUGUUGUUAAAAGGAGUCCUCAUGAAAUUGAAUUUCACCAGGCUGUUAAAGAAGUUGUCUAUUCGUUAUGGGAUUUUCUUGUGAAAAACCCAGCUUAUGCAAAGGAUGGUUUAUUGGAAAGAUUUACAGAGCCAGAACGGAUUGUGAUGUUUCGUGUUUCUUGGUUAGAUGACAAUGGUAAUGUUCAUGUUAAUCGUGGCUAUCGUAUUCAAUUUAAUUCUGCUAUUGGUCCAUACAAGGGUGGACUUAGAUUCCAUCCAUCUGUGAAUCUUAGUAUUUUAAAGUUUCUUGGCUUUGAGCAAGUUUUGAAGAAUAGUUUAACAACUCUCCCUAUGGGCGGUGGAAAAGGAGGCAGUGAUUUUAAUCCCAAGGACAAAUCAGACAAAGAAGUGAUGCGUUUUUGUCAGUCAUUUAUGACAGAAUUAUCACGUCACAUUGGUUCAAAUACUGAUGUUCCAGCAGGAGAUAUUGGUGUAGGUGGUCGUGAAAUUGGAUACUUAUUCGGUCAGUAUAAACGCUUACAGAAUAAUUUUACUGGAGUUUUAACUGGCAAAGGGUUUAAUUGGGGAGGAAGUUUGUUGAGACCAGAGGCAACAGGAUAUGGUGUUGUUUAUUUCACUCUUGAGAUGUUAAAAACAAAAGGAACCGAUUUUAAAGGCAAAACAGUUGCCAUUUCUGGUUCUGGCAAUGUUGCUUUGUUUGCAUGUCAAAAAGUAACUUUGUUUGGUGCCAAGGUAGUAACAUUGUCAGACUCAUCUGGUUUUAUUCAUGAUUCUGAUGGGAUUAAUGAAGAAAAGCUUGCGUAUUUAAUGGAUUUGAAAUUCCAAAGACGUCGCAGAAUAUCUGAAUACACUCAGAAAUACAAACAUGCAAAAUUUUAUAAAGGGGAUCGACCAUGGAAAAUAAAAGUAGACAUUGCUUUGCCAUGUGCAACGCAAAAUGAAUUAAAUCUGGAGAAUGCGCGAGCAUUAGUUGCCAAUGGUGUCUUGUGCGUCACAGAAGGUGCGAAUAUGCCUACAACACCAGAAGCAGUGGAUUGUUUUCAUGCUGCAAGGGUCAUGUUCUCUCCGGGUAAGGCAUCAAAUGCAGGAGGUGUAGCAGUUAGUGGCUUAGAGAUGAGCCAAAACAGUGGCCGGCUGCAAUGGUCACAAGAACAAGUUGAGGAAAAGUUACAUAGUAUAAUGCUUGAUAUUCAUCAAAACUGCAAGAAAUAUGGAGAGGAAGAAGACGGCUAUGUCAACUACGUCAAAGGCGCAAACGUGGCUGGCUUUGUGAAGCUUGCUGAUGCUAUGAUUGCACAAGGAGUUGUGUAAAACAGUUGGCUUUGAAGAUUGAUCUUUUAUCAAAUUUGAGUUAAUAUAUUUGAUCUAUACUUCACAAAAUAACUGUUAAAUUUCAAUUGUUCUAAUUCUUUUUGUUAAAAUUUCUUUACUGUGUUUUUCAGACUGUUUUGCUAUUUGUUGACAUAUUGACAUUUACAUUUCAUACCAAAGUUUCAAAAAAAGCAUCUGUUAAAAAAAAAACUUUCGACACAUUAAAGGAUUUCAGAGCUGUCAUGCAGUAAUUUUUAUCGCAAAAAAAUCUAACAUAUGCCUGCAAAUUAUUACAGUGCUAGAGUGCUGCGCAGAAAUUACUAUGAAUGUUUCACAACUGUGCUGAGAACUGUGCUGAGAAGCACAAAUGUUUCAAACCAAUUACCAAAAUUUAGUAACCUGUUGUAUAUACUAUUUACAAACAUGUAAUAUAUAAUUAUAUAUCAAAAACUAUUUAUUAAAAAUUUAUGCAGAAAUAUAUAUUUUAGAGUAGAUUUAGAAUAUAUUUCUUAACACAAGCUAACGUGGACAAAAAUAACUUCUUUGUGCGUUGUUGUUUAUUAUAUGUCUUUCGAAAUCAUUCCAUAUCAUGAGAAUUUAUUAUAAAUUUAGCGUUGUUUUAAAUUUUUACGAUCCCUUUCUGUACGCAAUGAAUUUUAACUUUUUAGUUUGAAUGUUUUUGUAUUGAUAUUUGGGAUUUAAGAAGCAAACUGGCAUGUUUUCCUGUCCACAUUAAUUAGUUCUUAAAAUUAUAUCAUCGUAUGACAUUCUUUUUAUUGUAUCUAUAUUUAUUUAUGGUAAAAUAGCUAUUU